This is a messenger RNA of Verticillium alfalfae VaMs.102, 252 nucleotides long. RefSeq lists its product as hypothetical. Bases 1 to 252 code for a protein of 83 amino acids. The transcript has a single exon. The record is from RefSeq and is a predicted model, not a curated record. Lineage: Eukaryota; Fungi; Ascomycota; Sordariomycetes; Glomerellales; Plectosphaerellaceae.
AUGGCGUACAUGCCGCCGCCGGCGUUGCCCAGGCUAACAACUGCAAAGGGCAAAGUCGCCGAGUUGCGACUCGAGCUAAAUAGCGGAGGAAAGAAGGACAAGAACAAUGCGGGCAAGAAGAUCGCCCUCAAGAAGAUUGUGGCCAACAUGACCAUGAGCAACAACGACAUGGUGGCGCUGUUUCCCCGAUAUUAUUGGAUGCAUGCACAUUCAGAGCCUCGAGAUCAAGAAGAUGUGCUUUCUUGUUUCUAG